AUGACCCCGAUGAUCAUAUAUCCAGGCACCCUCCUCCAACUGACGACAAACAGAUUAUCCAAACCUCAAUUUGCAACACCAAUUGCUAAGGAAAAUACAAAUAUCACAAACGCUAAUAAUCUGGCCAAGAAAAUGUCAUAUGGAAACAUGUAUGGACCCAGAGCCGGAAAAAUGCAUGAAACCUUGUUCCUUCGCGUAGAAAUGGCAGAAUAUAUUAAUAGUCCUGUUGAGCUUAAAAUGACGCCACCUAAUGCGCGACAUGCAACAAAAUUGGCAGAAUCCGCAGUAGAAUCAGAUUUACUUCCUUGA
This is a messenger RNA of Venustampulla echinocandica, 309 nucleotides long. RefSeq lists its product as uncharacterized. NCBI's taxonomy places the organism in Eukaryota, Fungi, Ascomycota, Leotiomycetes, Helotiales, Pleuroascaceae. The record is from RefSeq and is a predicted model, not a curated record. Bases 1 to 309 code for a protein of 102 amino acids. The transcript has a single exon.